CGUGAGCCCAGCACAGGUGUCCUGAGAGCACUGUUGGUGUUGCAGUAGGGUCCAGCCCUGCCAGCAGAAGCCCAUCUGCACACAGCAAUGGCCUUCCCUCAGAGAGCUGAGGGGAGCAAGAGGAAAGGCUGUGCCAUGUCCUCUCCUGUGGCAGUCCUUGGGCAUGCGGAAGAGAAGCACGAGAGCGGUGCCCAUUUCCCACAGCGUGGCCACAAGCAAGCCCACAGGAAUGAGCCAGGAGCACAUCCCCUGCCUGCACGGGAUGCACCAGCCCUUGAUGGGAGGCUUCUGCUGCGCUCACGUGGUUCUGCCCCGGAAACCCUUGGGCUUCUCAUCCCGGCACUGACAGAAGCCUUCCUAUGGCAAAGCACAUGAGCCGGGAAAUGAAAAGGCAGCAGUGCCGGAAACCGGGACACGGCCCCUGCCAUUACCUGGGAGGGUUUGCAUUUGCCAUGGGCUUGCCAGGAAAUUCCUGCUGCCACAGAGGUGCCUGUGGGCCUGAGGCACUGCAGGACGACUAUAAAAGGCAGCCCAGGUCUGUGCUCCUCAUCCACUUCUCUGGCCUCCUUCUCCUGGCAAUCAGGUGAAGCUCCAGCAUCCAGACAUGUCCUGCUGCAACCCGUGCGUGCCCUGCCAGCCCUGCGGCCCGACCCCGCUGGCCAACAGCUGCAAUGAGUGCUGUGUCAGGCAGUGCCAGAGCUCCACCGUCGCCAUCCAGCCCUCCGCCGUGGUGGUGACCCUGCCCGGCCCCAUCCUCAGCUCCUUCCCUCAGAACACCGUUGUGGGCUCCUCCACCUCCGCCGCCGUUGGCAGCAUCCUCAGCUGUGAGGGAGUGCCCAUCAACUCCGGGGGCUUCGACCUCUCCUGCAUCACCAACCGCUACUGCGGCACCAGGUGCAGACCCUGCUAAAGCUGCUGGCUGCGUCCUCAGGCAGGAACAUCCACGACCUCACACCAUGGAUCUGCACAGGAGAUAGAGCUUCGCGGCGCUGUUUCCUUCUCCCACUGUCCUCUCCAUUCCUUUCCUGUCUCCACCUCCCGCACCAGCCCCGUGGGGACCUCUUGGCCUCCCUCCCUCCCUCCCUCCCUCCCAGUGAGGGACAGGCAGACGGACACCCUGCAGGAGCUGCACCGCCUCUUGGUGGCUGCCCCUGGUGCUCCCUGGGAGCCACCUCCUUUUCUUCUUUACCCUCAUUAAAGUUGUGCUGCAUCCAA
Messenger RNA from Pezoporus occidentalis (night parrot), 1215 nucleotides. RefSeq names its product feather keratin Cos1-2-like. Gene Ontology annotation, cellular component: intermediate filament. Bases 605 to 910 code for a protein of 101 amino acids. Lineage: Eukaryota; Metazoa; Chordata; Aves; Psittaciformes; Psittacidae. The transcript has 2 exons. The record is from RefSeq and is a predicted model, not a curated record. Gene Ontology annotation, molecular function: structural constituent of cytoskeleton.